This is a messenger RNA of Temnothorax curvispinosus, 2031 nucleotides long. RefSeq names its product suppressor APC domain-containing protein 2. The coding region runs from base 261 to 1607 and encodes 448 amino acids. The transcript is spliced from 6 exons. The record is from RefSeq and is a predicted model, not a curated record. Lineage: Eukaryota; Metazoa; Arthropoda; Insecta; Hymenoptera; Formicidae.
AAGUUUGUGGUCUGUGGCCUGUGCUGAUGCGCAUGAUUGCAUAUGGCUGCGCAAGAGGAGGUUAGUUAAUCCUGCUUUAUGAAAAACAACUUGUGGCGAUCGUGAACCUGGUGUGCGAGACGAUGUGAUCAAUCACCGGAGGAUCUUGGCGAAGAACAACGAUAAUUUCUCGGAGACAUGCACUCGAUAAAGCUGCCGUUACAUGGACAACGCAUAACGGACUAACGGAUAUCGUUCUGAGGUUAAAAUCCUAGCUGAAUAUGGCGCAAAUACAGACGUCGACGGUGGACGGGCUGCCGAAGCACUUCGUCAACGCGAUGCGCACGCUGUUCGACAUAAUGGACGAUCAGAAUACCGGUUUCGUCAAGUUCGUCGAUAUCGAGGGCCGAUGGCAGGACGACGGCACGCAGGGCCUGCCCAAGGGUGUGCUGGAUAGCCUGAAGAAGGUCACGCCACCGAACGGAAUGCUGUCGUUCGAGAGAUUCUGCGCCGGUCUCAAGAUCUGUUUGCUGCAGAUACAGGCGGAGGUGGACGCGAAGAAGCACGACAGCCAGCCCAACAGGCCGCCCUCCGCGCCGAUACUCAUUCCCGAUAGUCAGAACAAGGCGGUUUGGACCUCGCCCAACACCGCCGCUAUAAGACCCAACAACGCCAUAUCCCAGCAACGUACCCUCAGUAUGCCGCAGCUGCUGGCCAAUCGCAAGGACGUGAACGCGCAGCUGGAGCUGAUGGACGGGAGGAACAUCGGCGAGCCGAAGAUCAACAAGGUGUACGGCCCGCCGAAACCGCCGCGGACCGGCGCCGCGUUGGAAGGCAGAACGAUGGGCCUGGAACGUAAUUUUGACAAAUCUGAGAUUAGGACGGCACUGCAAAACUGGCAGAUGGGUCUCAUGAUGAGCGACGAGAAGGAGAAGCGUCAGCUGCAGGCGGUAAAUUACAGGCCGGACCCCAGGACGCUGUUGAGACCGGCCAGAGUGCUGGGCGAUGGCAAAGCAGUUGAUAUACAGAGUAAUCAACUCGGUCUUCAAGCCAAGAAACCAUUGAAUCGCCGCAGAGAGCCCAGGCGGCACACGUUGCAGAAUGGUAUUGAUUACAAUAUGAUGAAAAGGAUGAAGCAGAUUGAGCAGGAGAAGGAUGUGUUACUUCAAGGUCUAGCUGCUGUUGAUAAAGCUAGAGAAUGGUACUUGAAGCAGAUAGCAAUCACUCAAGAGAAGAUUAAGCAUCUCGGACAAAUGGGUUCCCAUGUGGAACAAUGGACAGAGGCACAGCAAGAGCGCUUGGAACUGCAACGCGCGCGUGUUCUGGAAGUAAAUCGGCAUUUAGCUGCCUUGAUAAGUAGCUGGGAACGCGGAGGACUUCCCCUUCAUAUGAAUCUUGCGUUCCUGAGUGCUCCAACCUCGGCCCAGCUUCAGCAAGAUAUGUUGUCAAGGCUUAAACAACAAAAUCACAGAUUAACCGAGGAAGUUAGCAAAAAGAGCCAACGAAUAGCGUUACUCGAGCAAGAAAAAGAUAGUCUGGUUAGAGAAUUAUAUAAUAGACAGUCUGGUCUGGUGCAGUCCCGAAGAGCGACAAUGAUCCAGGAACAACACGAUCAAACAUUCAUGUAAGAAUAUGAGGUUCCCAGGUUUUAGAGAAUGUGCCACAUAAGUGAUAGAAUUUGAGUUAAACUUUAAAUAAAAUAAAGAGUUAAAGAAACUAAUGUGAAAAAAGUGGUUGAUUAGCGCUUCCAUGUUGUACAAAUGUACUAAUAAUGCCGGACGUUCCAGUUGGAGUACUCUACAACAAUAAAUGAACAAAAUCGUGUUUUAAACAUUCCAAAAUGUUUAUAAUGCCAUGUAGAACACAUUUUUAAAAUAUGAAAUAUUUGACAUAUUGCGUUAAAAUAAUUAUCGCUGUCUUAUUAAUUUGAUAUUUUAUAUUAAGGAUGUAAAAUAUUCAUUAAUAGAAUAUGCAAUUAGAUACAAUUUAUAGUAAUAGGUGACUAAAAUUGCCUUAACAUCUCUGUAAUCUGUUAAAAAAAACCCGUUUUAA